Messenger RNA from Psammomys obesus (fat sand rat), 2535 nucleotides. It is a transcript of the gene Tmc8, whose product is annotated as transmembrane channel like 8. The transcript is spliced from 16 exons. The record is from RefSeq and is a predicted model, not a curated record. Gene Ontology annotation, cellular component: plasma membrane. Gene Ontology annotation, molecular function: mechanosensitive monoatomic ion channel activity. NCBI's taxonomy places the organism in Eukaryota, Metazoa, Chordata, Mammalia, Rodentia, Muridae. The coding region runs from base 120 to 2282 and encodes 720 amino acids.
GCUUGGUCACUGUCCCUUCUUGCGGUGUGGAGGGCCAAGGCGAAGCUCACCGCCGGGCCCCCCUCGUUCGGCCUGCGAGCCAGGAUCCUGCCUCUCUGUCCCGCGCCGCGCCCACCGGGAUGUUUCGCCAGUGUUCAGUGGCGUCGGGGCCGGCUCCCCGAAGGCCUGAACCCCAGGCGGCGGCCGACGAGCUGUGGGAGCAAGAGGUGGAGCGGCUGUGCGCCUCCCGGGAGCCGCUGCGGACGCUGCCCUACGCCAUGGCUGACAAGCGCUUCAUCCGGGAACUGCGGGAGCCCGAGGGGGUGAAGACCUCCUGCCGGCUGCGGUGGCACCGCAGGUCGAAGGUGGCGCGACAGCACCUGACCGAGGCGGCGCAGCGGCUGGCCCGUGGCUUCGGGCUCUGGGAGGGAGCUCUCUACGAGAUCGGGGGCAUCUUCGGGACCGGUAUCCAGUCCUACUUCACUUUCCUCCGCUUCCUGCUGCUGCUCAACCUGUUGACCCUGUUGCUGACCGCCUGCUUGGUGCUGUGGCCCCUGCUCUGGCUCCGCCCCCCUGAGCCGGGCCCUGCCCUGAAUCUGACGGACCUCCAGUGCUCUGGCAGCCACCUGCCCCAGAGUGGCAUUCCAAGGUUCCACAACCCACUGUGGAAUAUUUUAACUGGCAGGGCCUUCAACAACACCUAUCUCUUCUACGGCGCCUAUCGGGCGGGGCCAGAGGGCAGCUCAGCAUACAGCAUCCGCCUGGCCUACCUCCUUAGCCCCAUGGUCUGCCUGCUCCUCUGCUUCUGCGGGACGCUGCGGCGGAUGGCAGAGGGGUUUCCACAGCAGUCGCUCCUGGGUCAGGGCUACAGGGCCCCCCUCAGUGCCAAAGUCUUCUCCUCCUGGGACUUCUGCAUCCGGGUUCGGGAAGCCGCCACCAUCAAGAAGCACGAAAUCAGCAAUGAACUGAAGGUGGAGCUGGAAGAGGGCCACCGCCUGGAGCUGGCUCAACAGCGGACGCGGGCCCAGAAGGCCUGCCACCUGCUCACCUACCUUCGAACCAACAUCUUCUUUGCACUCCUUGUGGUCGGAGCCAUCAGCGCCAUCUUCUGGGCCACUAAGUACUCACAGGACAACAAGGAGGAGUCCCUUUUUCUGGUGCUCCAGUACCUGCCCCCUGGAGUCAUCUCCCUGGUCAACUUCCUGGGUCCUCAACUGUUCACAGUGCUGGUCCAGCUGGAGGACUACUCUCCUAGCACUGAGGUCAACCUCACCCUCAUCUGGUGCGUGGUGCUGAAGCUGGCCAGUUUGGGGAUGUUCUCCUUCUCCCUGGGUCAGACUGUGCUUUGCAUAGGCAGAAACAAGACCAGCUGCGAGCGCUACGGAUACGACGCCUGCGACUACCGGUGCUGGGAGAACUCGGUGGGCGAAGAGUUAUACAAAUUAACCAUCUUCAACUUCCUGCUCACCGUGGCCUUCGCCUUCCUGGUCAGCCUGCCUCGGAGGCUGCUAGUGGAGCGCUUCUCAGGCCGGUUCUGGACUUGGCUGGACCGGGAGGAGUUCCUGGUGCCCAAGAAUGUGCUGGACAUCGUGGCUGCACAGACCAUCACCUGGAUGGGCCUCUUCUACUGCCCCCUGCUCCCGCUGCUUAACAGUGUCUUCCUGUUUCUCACCUUCUACAUCAAGAAGUACACCCUCCUGAGGAACUCCAGGGUAUCCCCAAGGCUUUUCCGAGCGUCCAGCACCACUUUCUUCUUCCAACUGGUCCUGCUCUUCGGCUUGCUCUUGGCUGCAGCUCCUCUGGCCUACGUCAUCAGCAGCACCCACUCCUCCUGGGACUGCGGCCUUUUCACCAACUAUUCGGCCCCCUGGCAGGUGGUACCGGAGCUGGUGGCUCUCCAGCUUCCGCUCCCUGGCCAGCGUGCCCUCCACUACCUUGGCUCCCAUGCCUUCAGCUUCCCCCUCCUUAUCCUGCUCAGCCUGGUUCUGACUGUGUGCAUCUCCCAGUCCCGGGCGAACGCCAGAGCUAUCCAUGGGCUGCGCAAGCAGCUGAUGUGGCAGGUCCAGGAGAAGUGGCACCUGGUGGACGACCUGUCGCGGUUGCUGCCGGAGCUGAGCCCGGAGCCCGACUCCCCUCACUCUCGAGCUUCGCGUCCACGGUCCUUCUGCCCGGGGUUCCCGUGCCCAGGCUCACCUGGUCCCAGGACACCCCGGCUGGGACCCUCCACCAGGCUGAGCUCCUCAAGCUCCGGUGCCUCGGUUCCCGCCUCCAGAUUUCACUUCCCCAGCCACACAGAGCUGUAGCGCCCGCCCCCACCUCCCCUGGCUCUGCCGCAGCUUCCUCCAGGGCCUCCUGCACCCCCACCUCCUUACCCCACAACAUCUGGCCUGCGGAACCACUGCGUACUGGGCCUGUGUCAGGUUCACCAAAGUGGGCCACGUCCUCAGGUCAGCAGGAAGAAUGUGAGAAUCUCUACCUCCGUUUUAUUUGUAUCUCAUCCCUUAAAAUGUUUUGAGUGUUUUAUAGUGUACAUAAUAGUGUGUAUAUUAAGUUAAA